AAGCGCUGCAGCGCUUCCGGCAAAGAGACGAUGUCGUCUUGCCGACCUCGAUCAAGGAUUCCUCAAAUUUUGUACGACGAAUAACGUAAAGCAUGGCAUCUCGAGGUGGCACUCACGUUAGCGGCACUGAUGGCAGCGAUUUCAACCAUCGACAAAAAGUGGCAUCGCACUACCAGAUCAGUGCCAUUUACAAGACGCGACUAAAGACUGCAAUGCUGCUGCACUUCUUCCUAUUUCUGGCCAUGUGCGCCAAGCUAGCCGAGGACGUGCUUGAUCGGCUGGACAUCUUCAUCCUUGAGCUGGAGGAGCUGUAUAUCCCGAAGCCACUGCUUUGGGAGUGGGUCUGGCUGGCCAGCCUGGUCUUCACGGUGCCGGGCCUCACAGCUAUACGCCGCAAUCGUGCGAGCAACAUGAAGGUGUAUGUUGCCGGCACGUUCCUUCUGGGGCUGUGUCCCGUGAUCGGAGCUGCAGCCUACUUCUUCCGCGACAUGUACGGCUUUGUGCAGCAUGGUCACGCCGUCGAAGGUGUUGAGUUGUGGCAGGGCUACCCCGUGGCAGUCCUCUGGUAUGCCUUCCUCACCGUGGCCUUCCAGGCCCACAUGUUCUCACUCUACUUUGGCGUAAGGCUCAUCCUGGCUUGGCAACGUGGAACAGUCGUCAAGAAGGCCAAGUAACCAUGCUACGUGCCCACGUUGCUCCGCGGGGGUGCACACUCAUUGCAGCGUCCUGUAUGGCUGACCCUGUGCAGCAGUCUUCCUUCUUUUCUUUCUGUCCAUACACGUGUGGAGUGCACUGGACCAGUGUCACAGUUGUCGGUUGCUGACCAAGUGCCAGCUGCAGUGAGCCAGCCGCCUUGUCACUCAGUGCAAACCCUUCUACCCAACUCAGGAGCCUUUACACACACUGUCAGCUACUGCCAUUUCUAUUUACCCCAUUGUGUGUUCUUCCAGCACGGCCUUUUUUGUCCAAAAUCAUGCUAUCGGAAUAAAGUGUUGCAGUGCUUGCUUCAGGCUUCCUAGCUCUGUAUGCCUAAGUCAUAGUUUCUCCGACAAGACAGUGUACCUUAAAUAAGUCAAGUUUAUUAAGUGCAGAUACGAUGGCUACAGUUGAAUGAGAUUUGCUCAAUGUAAGACAUUACAGUAGUAUUCUGUGCCAUACUGUUUUCUAUGCCCACAGUUAAGUUGUAGUUAGUAUAUGUAUUGUGUCUUUUGUUUUCAUUGUCAUGUGCAAGUGCUCCCUAUGCAUACCGAACCGAAGAUUUAUGUAACUCAACCCCUGGCAUCACCUGCUGGAAUUUACAGCUCGGGAAAACCUUGGCAACUGGGAACUCUGGCACUGCUGUGGUGCACCAUAGUUUCUUAUGCAUCCUCUGUGAAGACACGUUUGCAGCAACUUUUGCGGGGAGAAGCGACCGUUCUCGGAGUGUGGCGUCUCCUGACAAUUUCCAGGGGACCACGGGAAUGUGCAUCUGUUUUGUGUGUGUUGUGCCUUCCUGGUGUCUAGUCCAUGUGCACAAAGCUCUGUGUUCUGUGGUGUCAGGAACAAUUCACAAGUAAAACAAAAAACUGUCAUGAGGAUGUUCUUCCUAUGCACAUCUAUAUACACAAGCUUGUGCUGAAGUUGACACUGGUAAGCUCACUAAGACAUCAGCCCCUCAAGAUGUUUGCCAUUGUAGUUUGGCACUGCUCAAGCUUGGUGAAUCAUUGGUCCUUCUUUUAAUUUCUGGUAUUUGGUUAUGUUAUCAGGAUUAUAAGACAUGCAGCUCCUCCAUAUGAUGUACCGUAGGUCAGUCCUUGGUGCUAUUAAGAAGGUUCUGUUCUUGUAACAAGCCUGGGAGGAGCCAAGAAUAGUUACAGGCAUAAAUCUUAACAUUAUUGCGGUGUUGCGGCCAUGUCUGGCAGGUUUGCUGCCUUGCUUUGAAGCUUUUCCUGUGUGCCUUAUGUUAGCCUUGUACAUGUUAUAAUAGUAAAGCUUUGUAUUCCCAUGUGUGAUUAGCACAGUCUUAAAUGUGGGAGCCUAUAAUAGUUGCAUUGGUUAUGACUCAAACAACUUGCUUUUUCAUCACUCCUGCAGGUUUUAAUUUCUUGCACAGCUUGGUGGAAAAAUUGGUCUUCAGAUAGUAACAACAGCAUGCUUAUCACUCAUUGCAUUGCUACUUUGAGAAUGUCUUGGUUUCACCCAAAAUAUAUAUGCCAUUGGCAUGGGUGGUGAAACAGUGUUCUGUUUGUUCUAACUGCACAAGAAGAAAAUGCAAAGUCAUUGCAAAGCUCUAUAGUGUGGGCAGAUGUAAAGAUAUGUUGCCAUUCAUGCAUAUUCUUACCUUUGCUUUCUACCCUUUUAUAUUAGACUAUGUUGUACACUAUUAGCACCGUGAAAACUGCAGCAGAUGCAGAGAUCGGAUAUAAAUAACAAAUUGAUCACUACUUCAGUCAAAGCAGUAAUCUUCUAACAAGCGUAUAAAGAUGUUAAUAUGAAAGAAAAUUGUCCCCAUAGGCACUUUGGCGAGCCAUGUAUUGGCAGACCCAGUGGGGGAAGUGUGCUUAGAGUAAAUCACCAGGUCUUCAAUGGCUGCUUCCCAAAGGUAACUGAGUAAUAUGACCAGGUUUCACACACUUUGCUUAUGCAACUUGUGCAGCCAAAUCUACAAGACUAGUGGUCAGAGGCGUCCCUGCCAAAUGCCGUUGUAUGCUGGGAACAGCAUUGAAACCCGAGACUAUUUUAUUUUUUGCGGCCUAGUGUGUGCAAAAUAAAAUUAUAAUGUGCUGACAGAGGGUGUUUGCGUGAUUGCUUGGAGAAAUGGAAAACUUGAAAAUGGCUGCCAUUUGUGUGAUGUUUCCACGUGGUGUGAUGACUUAUUGUGUGCACAUGUGUGUGCAGGAUCCCUGGUAGCUUUCAAUAUGUGGGCAUUGCUGUGGAGUGAUUUCUUGUAUGUGCCAGUGUGGUUCUGUUGGUGCUCUUGUUGGAAGGAAACUUCAGAUACUCCUGUUACUCUGGCGGGCUUGCUUUGGGGCUUGCACAGGUGUGCGGACUGUGAAUGCUGCAGGGUGUGUUUCAUUACUAAAAAACGGAAUGAUACAUUGUCCAACUUCUUACUGCCAACUGUUGUGACAAUGUGAAUGUGUGAAACCAUGGCGCAAUAAAUUAUUCCAGUUGUUUG
This is a messenger RNA of Dermacentor silvarum, 3157 nucleotides long. It is a transcript of the gene jagn, whose product is annotated as protein jagunal. Gene Ontology annotation, biological process: endoplasmic reticulum organization; vesicle-mediated transport. The record is from RefSeq and is a predicted model, not a curated record. Gene Ontology annotation, cellular component: endoplasmic reticulum membrane. The transcript has 2 exons. Bases 93 to 674 code for a protein of 193 amino acids. Lineage: Eukaryota; Metazoa; Arthropoda; Arachnida; Ixodida; Ixodidae.